AAUCAUCUUGAUAUGCUAUCUCCCGCCGCCUGAGCCAGGCGUGUGACGUAUCAACAACAGCAGCGUUAUGUCUUUCCUCGCCCUUUCUCCCUUCCCAACUCCCUCUCUCUUGCUUGCGUUAAAUACUCUGUUCACGGACGAAUAAACGUUCUUUUCCAGUCCCCCAGCGCUGGUCUCGUCAGUCGUCCACGCACCGUAUGUGCGCUUGCUACGCAGCAGUGGCGACGAGCAAGACAGGAACCCAUGCACUAAAAGAAGAUCACGGCGAGCAAAGCCACGGUACGGCCUUUCAAGAACCUGCAGCAAUGACAACGCCAGCCUUGGCUCACCACCAUCUUCCCGAGUAUGACGGCGAAAGGGACAACUGGAGAGCGUACGUCAUCAAGGCAGAAGCUUAUUUCGAGGCAACGGGAGUUACCGACACAGCGAGAAAAAGGGCGUUGCUCGUAGCAGCGUUAAACACAAAGACUGUGCAGAUCCUAGCGGGACGAGUCGCUCCGAAGAAACCCAACAGUCUGACCUACGAAGAAGUAGUUGCAACAUUGAAUGAAUAUUUCGACCCAAAGCGCCACGAGAUCACCGAAAGCUUCCGGUUCUUCAAUCGAUGUCAGCACGAAGCUGAGCAACGCAGGGUCACCUAUUCUUCACAUGACUGCGGAAGCCGGAUCGCCAACGAGUCUCCCGGCCGCGGACGACAUCGCCAACGAGUUUCAAGACGUCUUCAGUGCGGAACUCGGCUGCAUCAGCGGUCCCCCUGUACACCUUCAACUCAAGGAGGGAGCUACACCAAAGUUCUAUCAUCAGCCGCUCCUGGGCCUGCUGAAAGCGGACAAGCCUACGCCGGCGUUGGCCGCAGCCCGAAUACAGCGCUGGGCUCUCUACCUCGGUGGAUUUCGCUACAAACUUCAGUAUUCGCCCGGGUCAACCCAGGAGACGGAAGAGUGGACACUGCCGCCCGACACAGCCGUGUACGCCCGUAACUACGGCCAGGGGGAGAAAUGGACACCAGGGAAAGUGCAGUCCACUACAGGGUCACGCAUGGUCACCAUACAAACGCCUACUGGGGUGGUUCGACGUCACAUAGACCAAGUGCGUUCCAGGCCGAGCCCGGCAUCCGCUCGGAGCGGCGUUCGAGACCAAGACGAGGGGAGCCCUUCGGCUGCAGCUGCGCCCGCACCGACCGACAACGAAGGCGAUUUGAACGAGCAGCCUACAGACCAGGUGGCGCCGGCACAAGCGUCGCCGCCUAUCCAGAAGGCGCAGAAACCCCCUCAAGCUUUGCGACGAUCUACUCGGGAAAGGAAGCCUGUACAGCGUCUUCAAUACUAAGGGAGGAGAAAUGUUGUAAAUCAUCUUGAUAUGCUAUCUCCCGCCGCCUGAGCCAGGCGUGUGACGUAUCAACAACAGCAGCGUUAUGU
Messenger RNA from Ixodes scapularis (black-legged tick), 1418 nucleotides. RefSeq lists its product as uncharacterized. The transcript is spliced from 4 exons. Bases 547 to 1329 code for a protein of 260 amino acids. The record is from RefSeq and is a predicted model, not a curated record. Lineage: Eukaryota; Metazoa; Arthropoda; Arachnida; Ixodida; Ixodidae.